ACGCAUCGAUUAAAUUGGUCAAUUCGAAUCUAACAGAUGGUGUGAUGAAGAGGAUACUGCUACCCUCGCCGGUAGCUGUUGGGUUCAGUAUACUUCGGCGCAUCGCCGGGACCGGACCAUCGCCGUACAAGAGCAUCGUCAAAUGCGGUAGUCCUCGAUCAACGGUUACAAACUCAGCAUCAUUGGAUCAGAUCUCUCUUAAAAGGUGGUACGUGAUACGGUUGGCCGCUGCCAGAGCGUGCCAGAGUGUUUCGAGUGUGCUUUAAGGAUAAAAAUAGUGAAGUGACUGGUGGUGACUGGUGGUGGCUCAAGAAUGCAUAGAGUCACGGUUGGUCUGCUGUUGCUGGUAGCGCUAGUGAUACCGUGCAAUGGGCAGGAAGAGUAUCACUGCGUGAUGCAUGAUGUGUGCGCACAGAUCGGCAUCCACGCGCAGAACUGUCCGGUCAAGAUGGCACCCAAACCGCUGACCGAACCGGUUGCGCAGGAGAUCAUGCACCGGCGGUGUGGAUGGAUGUUUCCAUCGGACGAUACGCCGGUGUGCUGUGCGGUGAGUCAGGUGAUCGAGAUGGACAAGAACUUCCAGCAGGCCGAGGGACUGUUCAGCCGCUGUUCUACCUGUCUCACGAACAUGCUGUACAGUAUCUGCAGUUUGGCGUGCCAUCCGGAGCAGAGCCGCUUCCUGACGGCUUACACCGAACCGGUGAACGGGUUGUACGUCGAUCGGGUCGACUACCGCAUCGAUCGUCAGUACGUGCAGGAUACGUACGACUCGUGCAAGGGCAUCGUGCUACCGUCCAGCGGGAAGUACGCGAUGGACGUCGGGUGUGGUUUCUGGGAAGCGGCCGGUUGUACGGCCGAACGUUGGUUCCAGUAUAUGGGUGCGGCCGACAAUGAGUUUGUACCGUUCGAGAUCAACUACCUGUACGAGGAGGAUCCCGAGAAGCGCUUCAACCAACCGGUAAAACCCUGCAACGAGGCGUACGAAGGUUCGUACGCCUGUUCCUGUGUCGAUUGUGCCGACAGCUGCCCAACCAGCGAUCCGCCCCAGCCGAAGGAUCCGGGCUUUAUGGUGGGUGACCUGAACGGUGUUACCUUCACCGUGGCCGUUGUCGUCGGUGGCAUUGGGCUGGUUUGCAUAACGCUGUCACUGGUGUUUGGUGGCAAAAAGCAAAGCCACCGAAUGUCUGAUAUGCCGGCGAUUCUCGGUGGAUUCCCGUCUGUCAACCGUGCGCUUGGGAGGAUAUUUACCCGGUGGGGCACCUUCUGCGCCCGCAAUCCGGUGCUGAUACUGGCCAUCUGUUCGUGGAUUAUCGGAGGACUCGCGUUCGGCAUACAGUAUCUGAUCAUAACGACCGACCCGGUGGAGCUGUGGGCAGCACCGGACAGCCGGUCCCGCCAGGAGAAAGAUUACUUCGAUUCGCGCUUUUCACCCUUCUACCGUACGCAGCAGAUCUUUAUCAAACCAACGCGGCAGGACUAUUUCAUUCACCCGACGGCGGAAGGUAAUCAAACGUUCGGGCCAGCCUACGAUAGGGAGUUCCUGCUGGAGGUGUUCCAGCUGCAGAACAGCAUCGAACAGCUCGGACAGGCGGAGGGUCGUGGUUUGGAGAAGAUAUGUUACGCCCCAAUGACGGCGGUCGGCGCAGAAACGGUACUGUCCGAAUGUACUGUGCAGAGCGUGUUUGGCUACUUCAAGAACAGUCUCGCGGAGUUCAAUCGUACCUACACCGAUCUGAACGGAUACGAAGUGAACUAUCUGGACAAGAUAAACGGGUGUACCCGGAAUGCCUAUCUGCCGUCCUGCUUUGGCACGUACGGUGGACCAAUCGAGCCGGGUGUAGCUGUCGGAGGGUUCCCAACACCCGAGCCGGGUGCAAAUCCAGACUUUCGUCUCGCAACCGGUGUUGUGCUGACGUUCCUGGUCGAGAACAAGGCUAACAAGGAUGAGCUCGGACCGGCACUGGAGUGGGAGAAGCGCUUCGUUGACUUUAUGGCGGACUUUGAGCAUCCCAUGAUGGAGGUUGCUUACUCGGCCGAGCGUUCCAUCGAGGACGGUAUCGAUGAGAUGUCCGAGGCGGAGAUGUACACCGUCAUCAUUAGCUACGUGGUGAUGUUCGUGUACAUCACGUUUUCGCUGGGCAAGAUCCGAGGCUUGCGCCAGUUUCUGCACGGUUCGCGCAUUGUGCUUGCGAUCGGUGGCAUUGUGGUGGUGCUGGCGUCUGUCGCCUGCAGUUUGGGCUUUUUCGGCUACCUGGAGUUGGCGACCACGAUGCUCACGAUUGAAGUGAUCCCAUUUCUGGUGUUGGCGGUCGGUGUAGACAAUAUCUUCAUGCUGGUGCAUGCGUUUAACCGGAUCGAUCGGGAACGUACGCCGGAGACGGCGUGCGCUAUCGGCGAGGCACUCGGGCAGAUCGGACCCUCGAUUCUGCUUACCUCGGCGAGCGAGUGUUGCUGUUUUGCGAUUGGUGCACUCUCACCGAUGCCAGCCGUCAACACGUUCGCCUGGUACGCAACGGUAGCACUGCUGGUCGACUUUUUGCUUCAGAUUUCCGCCUUCGUUGCGCUGAUGGCGUUGGACGAGAAGCGUGUCGAACGGGGUCGGCUAGAUUUGCUGUGCUGUGUGCGUGCUACCAAGAACCCGGAUAAACCGACCCAACCGGACGGACCUGGGUGGUUGGAGCGGGUAGUUGAGAAGUUCUACGUGCCGUUUUUGCUACGCACCAAGGUACGGUUACUCGUGCUGGCGGUGUUUCUCGUGUGGGGCUCACUAUCGUUGAUGGUGGUUCCGAGCAUUGAACCGGGGCUGGAUCAGGAGCUAUCGAUGGCGGAAGACUCACAUGUGGUCAAGUACUUCCGCUUCAUGGCCGAGCUGUUCUGGAUGGGUCCGCCGGUGUACUUCGUGCUCAAGCCGGGACUGAACUAUACCGACGUGCAGCAUCAGAACUUGGUGUGUGGUGGUAUUCUGUGCAAUGACGACUCUGUCCAGACGAAGCUCUACCAAGCUUCCCUGUAUCCGGAAACCACCCACAUCGCGAGACCUGCCUCAUCGUGGCUGGAUGACUAUAUAGACUGGCUCGCGAUCCAGUCCUGCUGCCGGUACAAUCCCAGCGAUGGAUCAUUUUGUGCUAGCAACCUUCCGUUCCUGUGCCCUUCGUGUCCAAGGGAGUACGACGAAACCGGUAUCCGUCCGACGGUAGCACAGUUUGAGCGCUAUCUCGAGUUCUUCCUGUCCGAUCUGCCGGAUGAAAACUGUGCCAAGGCGGGACGGGCAGCGUACUCCCGUGCUCUGAACUAUGUGCUCGACAGUGACGGUCAGCUGAAUGUGCAGGACUCGUACUUCAUGAGCUACCACACGACAACAGUCACAUCGCGCCAGUUCUAUACGGCGCUCGAACAGGCCCGCCUGAUCGCUGACGACAUCCAGCAGAUGCUGGACGAACGGAAUGCCGGCGUGGAGAUCUUCCCGUACAGCGUGUUCUACGUGUUUUACGAGCAGUAUCUUACGAUCUGGUCGGACGCGAUGCAAUCGCUCGGACUGUCACUGGCGGCCGUGUUUGUGGUGACGUUCCUGGUAACCGGGCUCGACAUACUCUCAGCGCUGGUGGUGAUACUGAUGGUGUUCCUGAUCGUACUGAACAUGAUGGGACUAAUGUGGCUGUGGAACAUCACGCUCAACGCUAUCUCGCUAGUGAACCUUGUGAUGAGUGUCGGUAUCGGUGUGGAGUUUGUCUCGCACAUUGUACGUACGUACCGGUUAGCGCACGGAACCCGCAUGGAACGAUCUGCCGAAGCGAUGGUCCGUACCGGUAGUUCGGUGUUCUCCGGCAUCACGCUCACCAAGUUUGCCGGUAUCAUCGUACUCGCCUUUGCCAAGUCACAGAUCUUCCAGAUCUUCUACUUCCGGAUGUAUCUGUGCAUCGUGCUAGUGGGAGCGGCCCACGGUCUCAUACUGCUGCCCGUGUUGCUGAGCUACAUAGGACCACCAGCACCACCACCAGCUCCAGAAACGCACACAUUCGCCGAGUCCCGCAGUACCAGGGAUACACAGAAGGAAGAAAAGGUGGAUCUAGGCAACGAGGAACCCUUCGCAACAACGCUGACCACCGACGAAACGACGACCACGAUAGCCAACGGUAACCCAGAACAAAAUGGAGUCAGCUUACGAUAGAUGUGAAUGUAUUACGGUUACGUGUAGGAGUGUGUGUGUGUUUCCUUUGAUUAAUAAUUUAUUUACUACUUACACAGAUGCACAACACUCACAGCUGGAACACUAAUAAAGCAAAACUUAUGGAAAA
Messenger RNA from Anopheles stephensi (Asian malaria mosquito), 4295 nucleotides. RefSeq names its product NPC intracellular cholesterol transporter 1 homolog 1b (gene Npc1b). The transcript is spliced from 6 exons. NCBI's taxonomy places the organism in Eukaryota, Metazoa, Arthropoda, Insecta, Diptera, Culicidae. The record is from RefSeq and is a predicted model, not a curated record. Bases 314 to 4168 code for a protein of 1284 amino acids. Gene Ontology annotation, cellular component: membrane. Gene Ontology annotation, molecular function: lipid carrier activity.